UAGGGGGCAAUUCUGACCCGAAUGCAUAAAAUUUGGUCACUUUGGGUCUUUUAUUAAUUACUAUGGGUCAAUUUGGAUUUCCUUGUAAAAACUAAUGCGUCCAAUUGGGUCAAUCUUAAAAGAGGGAAGUAAGUUUAGGGUCAAUUUGGGUUUAGAAGUAAAAAGGAACGGGUUACUGGGUCGAGAAGAAAUACGACACGGGUUACUCCUAGGGUUUUUUCUUAGAGCUCUUUGAACUUCAGUGAACAUCAUCAUCAUCAUCAUCGAUUCAGGGGGGCAUCUUCAUCCUCUCCGUCCUCCGCCACAAACCCGCCACUGUCUCCGCGUCUCUGUCGUCUCCUCCGCCACAAACCCCCCACCCUCCGCCGGCAUCUUCAUCAGCGACGGGAUCUUCAUCAGCGACGACAUCUUUUCCGGUGAAGGUAUCAUCAUCACUUCAUGAGCGCCGUAGUUGAUGGAUUUGAUGUGUGUCUGUGUGAAUGUUUUAAAUUUUGUUGUGAAUUUGUUUGAUUUUGUGGAGUUGUUUUGGAAUUUGAUAGAUGAAUAGCGGUUUUUUUGUUGUGAAUGUUUCAGAAACUGUGUUUAAUCUGUAAAUCUGUGAUCGAUGUUUUAUAAGUUUGAUGUUGAAGCUGUAAUUUCUUUCUCUUAUGAUGAUGAUUUAAAUGACUGACUGAAUAAAUGGUCAUUGUUUAAAGAAAAUUUGAUGAUUUAAAUGGCUGAUUGUUUUUUGCCUUUCUAAAUGUUUCAAAAACUUUGUGUUUUCAACUGAUACAUAUGUGAUUGAAGUUAUUUUAGGUUUAACAUGUGUAUUUGUUGCUUGAGGGGGCACUAAAUUGUUGAUUUUACACUUUGUUGUAUACAAAACUACAUCAAUAUAGUCUGGAAUAACUAAAUUUGAGUAUUAUUUUGAAAGGUGUGUUCAACUGAUAUUUUUGUAUUUGAAUUUUGUUUAUGGAGUUACUAGAAGAUCUAAAAGAAAUCAUUUAAGGGUGAACGGGGCGUCCUCGGGGUGGCGUGUGGUGAGUGAGUUCCCCGCUCGGGAACACCGCCGCCGACCCCUCGGGGAGGCUAAGCGGCGACAGGUCUGCGGCAUUAAUUCACCGCACAACUUUUCAAACUUUUUGAUUUUUUGAACGUUUGGCAACGGCUAUUCCAUAAAAAAUAAAAAUAAAAUCCAAUUUUAACCUAUAAAUACCCCAUUAAAUCUAAUUUUUUACCACACAAAUUUUCAAUCUUAUUCCUCUAAAAUUCUUUCAAAUACAACACAAAGCCAAACCGAGUAAUGGAGAACCAACCCCGCGAAGCCAAGAAAAAGUCAGUCGGCUCUAACACUAAGGGACGCGGCUCGCAACCGUCUCGUGGUGGUUCGAGCAGUGCAAAUGCACAACCACAACCACCUUUCGGAUAUACUACACAACCCCCGUUUUUUACCCACAACCUUCACACCCAUCCUUUUACAACACCCAACCACAACGCCCUUUCGGCUAUUUCCAAAAUUUGUUAUCAAUGGAUCCUCAAGCCCCCGCCUUCGACCCGUUUGGUUUUCGUUCCCCACAAGUUCCAUCUCCACGAGAAAACGUUGAACGCCCUCUACCUAUUUACGAGGACGAUGAAGUAGUGCCCGAAACUCAAAAUUUGGGCGACUAUGAAGAUGACACCGGCGACGAUCAAGAUAAUGUGAAUGAAGACGCCGGCAACGAAGAAGAUGACGCUCGGGGUAAAAAGGCGAAAAUGGAGCGCCAAUCUUGGUCAAAAUACCAAGAAGAGGCAUUGGCGAAGGCGUGGGUACAUUGCUCUACCGACAAAAAGAAGGGCAAUCAACAAACCCGCGAGGAUUUUUGGCGUAGGAUUUUAGAUCAUUAUAACGCCACAGUUGGUGGAAGUAACCAGAUCGUGCAUCAAGUACGGUCUAAAUGGCUACCGAUGAUGACGAAAAUAAACCAUUUCAACGACCUAUACCAACAAGUGGAUCGCACAAGAGAUAGCGGGUGUGACGAUCUCGACGUGAUGAAAAUCGCUUUAAAGGAUUUUCAAAAUAAAUAUCCGAGCGGUUUUCAACAUGUCGAGGCAUGGGAGGUCGUUCGAAAACACGACAAAUGGGCCCAAGUCCCAUUGUUGGGUGAGGAAGGGGAAGGUUCGGCACAAAAAAGAAAGUCCGUUGACACGGACCCUUCUAUACCCGAUAUGAACGAAGACCCCUCGCCACAAAGAACACAACGGUGAGACAAGAGUCAAGCGACAUCCUCCGAGGGCUCGGUUGAGUUGGCAGCACAAUUCAAAGAGUACACCACCAUGAAAGAAGCGAAGCACGUUAGCUCUAUGGAGGCGAUUGAAUUGAGGAAGAAAAGAGAGUCGUAGGCUCGUGAUCUCAUAACGGAACAACGCGAGACGAUGAGAAACUACGCGCAUGAUCGAGAUAUGAAAACAUUCCUCAAGCCGCACAACGAUGUUCCGCCGGAAAUGUUGCUGUUCAUCCUCACCCGAAAGCGCGAGAUCGCUAACAAGUACGGAUGGCCGUGCAAUUUCUAAAAUUUUUAUGUAGUAUUGCGAUGUAAUUUUUAUUUUAUUAAAUGAAAUGUAAUUUUUU
This is a messenger RNA of Helianthus annuus (common sunflower), 2587 nucleotides long. Its product is annotated as glutathione S-transferase T3-like. The coding region runs from base 1507 to 2223 and encodes 238 amino acids. The record is from RefSeq and is a predicted model, not a curated record. The transcript has 2 exons. NCBI's taxonomy places the organism in Eukaryota, Viridiplantae, Streptophyta, Magnoliopsida, Asterales, Asteraceae.